AUGCAGCCAAGUCUUCUUCUGAACCUGGCCGCUGCCGCUGGUCCCUACACCGUUAGCAACAAUCUCUGGGGUCAGGCUGGUAGCUCUGGCUCCCAGUGCACUGAUGUUAACUCAAUCUCUAACUUCGGCGUUUCAUGGACGACUGCCUGGAACUGGGCCGGUAACAAUAACCAGGUCAAGAGCUAUGCCAAUUCGCAGUUGAGUGGCCUGACCAAAAAGCUCGCAAGCCAGCUGAAAGGCAUUCCUACCUCCGCGCAGUGGGGGUAUAGUAAUACGAAUAUCAAUGCCGAUGUUGCGUAUGAUCUCUUCACGACAGCGGAUAUCAAUCAUGUUUCUUACAGCGGUGACUAUGAGCUCAUGAUCUGGCUCGGCAAAUACGGCACCGCACAACCCCUUGGUAAUCAGAUAGGAACAAGGUCACAAAAGACAGACAGCUUCGUUGCCUCCAGUCAACAAACUUCGUGGAACGGUGAUAUCUUGCAGUUCUUUCACUAUCUAGCCGAUCAUCAGGGCUUCCCGGCUAGUAGUCAGUACUUGAUUGAUCUGCAGUUCGGCACAGAGCCAUUUACCGGAGACGAGACAACCUUGACAGUGAACCAUUGGUCUGCGGCUGUCAACUAG
This is a messenger RNA of Talaromyces marneffei, 621 nucleotides long. RefSeq lists its product as uncharacterized. The record is from RefSeq and is a predicted model, not a curated record. Gene Ontology annotation, molecular function: cellulase activity. The transcript is spliced from 5 exons. The coding region runs from base 1 to 621 and encodes 206 amino acids. Lineage: Eukaryota; Fungi; Ascomycota; Eurotiomycetes; Eurotiales; Trichocomaceae. Gene Ontology annotation, biological process: polysaccharide catabolic process.